GUCUUGGAAGAAGUACACAUUAUGUGUUUUGCUGUGAUUUUCUGGAUUACUUGACAUGCCAGCUAAGAAAUCCGUUCUUCAUCCUUCCCUAAGAAGAGGAAAUAAAAGGAGAGACGACGGUUCGUUCUUUAAUGGCCUCCUCAUGUGGACGUAACAGGUGGCAUCUCUGAAACGAAGAGCGCAGUCGACUGACAAGGCGCAGACUCCCAGCAGAGCCCCGUUUUGGGACACUCCAGGGGGACCUGUCUGAAGGAAGCACUCCAAAAACACAAGACUCCCCCCAUUGCUCCCCCAACCCCACCCCUCCACCCCUUCACCUCCGUGGGGCCAUGAAUCCCCCGACCGACCCCCCGAGGGGCUGCAGCGCGGACAUGGACCCGCUCUACUACAAGCUGUGCGACCUGGAGGCGGUGUGGGGCGUGGUGGUGGAGGCCUUGGCGGCGGCCGGCCUGCUCUCCUGCGUGGUGCUGCUGGUGGUGCAGUUGGCCAGCCUGCCCUUCGUGCCGGACGCCACGCGCCGCAGCAUGAGCCUGCUGCAGGCCAGCGUCAUCGUCUUCACGCUGGGCCUCUUCGGCCUCUCCGUGGCCUUCGUGGUGGGCCGGGACUACAGCACGUGUGUGGCGCGCCGCUUCCUGUUCGGCGUGCUGUACGCCGGCUGCUUCUCCUGCCUGCUGAUGCACGGGCUGUGGCUGGUGCUGCUGGAGCGCGGCGAGGGGGGCCGGGGGCCGCGCGGCUGGCUGCUGUGGCUGGGGGCCAUGGCGCUCUGGCUGGUGGAGGUGGUCAUCAACACCGAGUGGCUCAUCAUCACCACGGCGCACAACCAGCUGGGUGGCGGCGGCGGCGGUGGAGGUGGAGGUGGUGGUGGUGUUGUCGCGACCACGCCGGAGCUCUCCUGCCUCAUCACCAACAAGGACUUUGUGAUGGCGCUGAUCUACGUGAUGGUGCUGCUGGUGGCCCUGGUGCUGAUGGCCGUGCCGUCGCUCACGCACAAGCACCGCAAGCUGCGCCGCGACGCCGUCUACAUCCUGCUGGCCGGCGUGCUCUCCAUGGCCGUGUGGGUCACCUGGAUCGUCAUGUACCUGCACGGCAACCGCAUCGUGGGCGACGCCACCUGGGACGACCCCACCCUGGCCAUCGCCCUGGUGGCCAACGCCUGGUUCUUCCUGGCGCUCUACACCAUCCCGGGCAUAUGCCAGCUCAACGACGUCACCCAGAGCCAGGAGGAGCACGAGCACGAGGACCACCUGUACCCCACCAGGGGCGCCGUGUACGAGAACAUCCUGCGGGACCAAGCCGAGGCCAAGCAGAACAUGUACAUGGAGAACAAGGCCUUCAGCAUGGACGAGCCCAGGAAGGCCUUGAGGCCCGUAUCUCCAUAUGGUGGCCCCAAUGGGCAGCUGAGGAGCGCUGUGUACCAGCCUACUGAGCUAGCCCUUAUGACCAAAGACCUGGGCAAGAAGGACUUCCCUCGCGACUCGGCCAUCCCCAGGGCCUCUGCCACCACCAGCGUCCAGGGCAGUAGCAGUGGUGUUGGGGGUGGAGGUGGUAGUAAUCCCGGCUCCAUCCCCAGACCACGCAUGGGCCUGCCGCUAGUUGGCAUGGCCACCACCACCGCCAUCCCCACCAACAGGCACUUUUACAAUGCUUCUGACUGACCUGAACAGUGACUGGACCGAAGAACAGAAACAGAGAGGGAGGAACUGUUCUUCAGACAUGUGGAGUGUCUUUCAAGUCCAUCAACCAUCAGACCCCUCCUUCAAAAAACAAAGCUAAUAGAUGAAGCCUGCUGUAUCAGUACAACCCUCCACAAAAUGUGACACUUCAGUAAGGUGACAAUAUGCUCCUGGAGGUCAGUAGAGAGGCCUAAUGAGCAGGAAGCGUGACGACUGGUGAAACAUUUUCCUCCUGAGACCGGAUGCUUUGGAUUCAUGCUUUGGUUCAAUGUAUUUUAAACUACACUGUGAUUUCUAUGUUAAUAUCUUAUUUAGUCUGAAAUUAUGUCAUGUCAUGUUUUUUUUCAUCGAGAUAAUUCACUACACAGAAUCACUCCGAAAACUGCAAGCGGAACUUUUAUGUGCAGUGCAGUCCGUCAAAUGUUUGUUUUAUCUUAUUCUUUGUGGUCAGGCAAUCUUUAACUUCAGGUCAGCCAUGUCGUGCACACGUUUCUCAUUAUCACUGUGGCUGAGUUCCGUUUUGUUUUCCUGCUUGUUUUUUUUUUGCUAAGCCCAAAGGACUUUCAUUAAGGACACAACUGGUAGAGAGGAAUACGUAGGGGCUGACUAUUUGCCAACUGUUUUCAAUGAUUCUGAGCCGAAAUGUCAAUCACAAAUAUUAUCAGAUUGUAAAUACUUAAAGAUUUCUUGUGUUAAGUUAAACACUGUUAUAAUAUGUAUUUAAUAUGUGAAGCUUGUGCCUUUUUUUCUCUGGAGUGAAUGGAGUGUGUUUACCUGAUAUGAGAGUGCUGGUUGAAUUUCAUUGAUUUAUAUCAUCGAAGUUAGGUUAUUAGUGUACAGAUUGUUUAUAGUCUAGACUUGAACCUGUAAUUAUGUGUUUUUAAUGUUAAAUUAAGCAUAAGCAUUUAUGAUUUUUUUGAGGAGAUCUUGCCGUAUUAUAGACACAUCAAGAAACUAAUCCUUACUCUGUCAGUUUACACUCAGAAAUGGCACAGGCUUGUAGUCAGUUGACUUUUCUACGGUUUCAUGUGUUUUGUAAUAUGUGUCCAAUAAAUAUGU
Engraulis encrasicolus (European anchovy) is the source of this 2732-nucleotide messenger RNA. Its product is annotated as G-protein coupled receptor family C group 5 member C-like. NCBI's taxonomy places the organism in Eukaryota, Metazoa, Chordata, Actinopteri, Clupeiformes, Engraulidae. Bases 330 to 1655 code for a protein of 441 amino acids. Gene Ontology annotation, biological process: G protein-coupled receptor signaling pathway. Gene Ontology annotation, molecular function: protein kinase activator activity; G protein-coupled receptor activity. The record is from RefSeq and is a predicted model, not a curated record. Gene Ontology annotation, cellular component: signaling receptor complex; intracellular membrane-bounded organelle; plasma membrane. The transcript is spliced from 5 exons.